This is a messenger RNA of Epithele typhae, 2007 nucleotides long. Its product is annotated as Vps5 C terminal like-domain-containing protein. Gene Ontology annotation, cellular component: endosome; retromer, tubulation complex. Bases 1 to 2007 code for a protein of 668 amino acids. Gene Ontology annotation, biological process: intracellular protein transport; retrograde transport, endosome to Golgi. The transcript is spliced from 5 exons. The record is from RefSeq and is a predicted model, not a curated record. Gene Ontology annotation, molecular function: phosphatidylinositol-3-phosphate binding. NCBI's taxonomy places the organism in Eukaryota, Fungi, Basidiomycota, Agaricomycetes, Polyporales, Epitheliaceae.
AUGUUCGACCCUCUCUCCGUCCCCAACUUCCCUCAAGAGGAGCCCCCGUGGCCCACCAGGCCGCACGACCCUAGCGACGUCAUCCCCAACCUCCCUCGGCCUUCCCCAAAUCACGAGUCGCGCGGUCCUCCUGCUGGCCUCUACGGCAAGGAGCCUCAGAUCUACGGCCAGCCAGACUCAGGUCUCAUUUCCCCCCGCAUCAACCCUGCCUCCAAUGGCACCAACUUCGAGAGGAAAGAGCCGUACUUGCGCGUGAGGAUCACGACGCUGGACCGCAACAGGCGGGAUGUCCUCAUUAAAUUCGACGCGCAGACGAACCUCUCAAACUUCACCGGGACGACGUACCGCAACGUCUCGCGCUCCUAUUUCGAGUUCCAGCAGUUCUACGAAACCCUGAUCCUGAACAACCCGCAGACGAUCGUGCCCGCGCUGCCGCUCGCGCGCACGUCCGCGCCGACGGACGAGGAAGACGACCGGCUGGUGAAGAUCAUGCUUCAGCGCUGGUUCACGCGCGUGUGCGAGGACCCGAUCCUGAUACACGAAGAGGAGCUCCGGUCGUUCGUCGAGAGCGACUUCGGGUACCAGCCCACCCCCAGCACGCGCCGGAAGGCGUCGGGCGGGUUCAGCCUCAUGCGCCGCGGCGUGCCAGACGAGGACGAGGAGCUGCAGCGGGCGAGGUUCGAGCUGACGAAGCUCGAGGGCCAGUUCUUCGAGUCGGCGAAGGCGAUCGACAAGCUCGCGCGGGCGAGGAAGUCGAUUGCAGUGGUGAAGGCGGAGAUGGGCAAUAAGCUCGUGAACGUGUCGAGCACGGAGGCGCACCCGCCCCUCGGGAACGCGAUGCAGAAGAUUGGGAGGGUGUAUCACAGUUUGGCGGAUUUGGAUCAGGCGCAGGGGAUCAGCGAAUGUGUUAUCAUUGGAGACUCUCUGGGCUACCAAGGUCUUAACGCCCGGUCUGCCAAGGAAACCCUGCAGCAACGGACGGCGGUUUUGGAGGAAUACCAGGCAGCGGUCAAGGCCACCAUAUCCAAGCGGAGGAAUAUGGAGCGUUUGAAGAAUAGCAGCAACAUCAGCCCCCAGAGGGUAGACGAGGCACUGGAGGAAAUGGAAGAGGCGAACAAGUAUGAGCAGAUACUUGCGAGACGUGCUGAGGGCAUAUCCCAAAACCUUCAUCGCGCUCUGGAACGUCACAGGCGUAUAGUGACUGAAGACGUCACAGCUGCUUUGGUUGAACACGUCCGGUCGACCAUCAUGUACGAACGACAACAUCUGCGCGAACUCGAAGCACUUCGACCCGAAGUGAGCGCCGCGGACAAGAAACAUGUCCCCCAGAAGCCGGUAACCGCCCCUCGGCCUGCUUACGUCCCCCUCUCGAAGACUUCUCCAACCCACCCAUCCAACGUCCCGCCUCGAACCCACCGCGUGACCUCUUCCAUGAUCGCACCUUCACAUGCACCUGCUCCCUCGUCGCACACGAAUGGUUUCCCUCAAGGACCAUUGUCCGCCGGCCCAGCGCCGGGCCGCGCGCCCAUCCCACCCCAAUCCCCAGGAGCGGGUCCUUCCUCUGCUGCGACCACAAGCGGAUCCUUCGCGCGUCCUACCUCAGAUGGGCCGCCGCUCGGUGGAAGACUGGUGGACGGCACCAGGUCGAUGUUUGUCAAGCCACCGAUGUCGCCCCUUGCCUCCACCGGACCUCCGAAGCCUCCUGGAACCGGACUUCCUCCCGUGCCGCCAUCCAACCAGUCGGCACCCAUCUCGCCACUGCACGCGUCCGGCCCUCCAUCGGGCUCUUCGCACCCUCUUGGCGGCGGCGGAGACCCGCUGUCAGCGUCCACGUUCGUAUCGUCCGCCAUCCCCGGCCGUUCAAACUCCGUCUCCGCGACACUUGCCAACGACCUCGACCCGCUCGGGAUGGCGCGGCCCGCGUACAUGUCCGCGACGGUGCGAACGCCGACACGCCCACGGCUCGACGCUCGCGAGGCGGCGAGCAAGCUCGCCAACAUGUUCUAG